UGUUUGGCCAAAAUGGUGUCCUUAGAGGCCGAGAAAUUGUGAUACAGCUGGCUGAAGCAGCUUUCCCCCUUAUUAUUCACUGUCAAUGUCAACAACCGAAGCUUGGGAAAAGGAAAACCCACUUAUAAAUUCGAUAUGGACUUGGAGGAGGUGGCAAGUCAGCAUGGAUUCAGCCAGCAUAUGGCCAUGGCCACGUACAAUGUGGAGACCUCGGCGGUGCAUCGGAAACUGCAGAGCAAGGUGGAGGCCCUGAGGAUCCUGCGCCAGGAACUGGAGCAGUUUCGCGUGGAAAGAGAUCAAUACAAGCUGGUGGCGGAGACCCUGCAGCUGCGCUACUCGGCGCUGAAGAGCAACAGUGAACUGCUGGCCGUCGGCGGCUGUGGAGCCCUCAGCGAGAACUCCAGCUUGGCCGCCCUGCUCCAUGAGACGCGGGAGCAGAAUCUCAAGCUCAGCACGGAGGUGGAGGCCCUGAGGCAGCGACUAAACGAGCUCCAGGGCGACAUGGAACUCCUACGCGAGACGGAGGCUAGCAAUAAGUCCAGGGUCCAGGCGAUGGCCACCGAGAAUGCUGCCCGCAACAAGGAGGAGCUGCAGUGGCGUCGGGAGAGGGCAAACUUCAUCUGCCACCUGGAGGGCCUGAAGAAACGCAAUGCCCAGCUGGCCUUUGAUCUCAAGGCGGUCAUCGAUGAGAAGGAGGAACUGAUUACCGAGCGGGAUGCCUACAAAUGCAAGGCCCAUCGCCUCAAUCACGAGCUCUUCGUGGCUCUGAGGGCUAAAAAAACGCAUCCUAGGCUCCUGGACAUCGAUGGUGUUUUGCUGGAGAACAAGUACCUGCAUGAACGUGUGAAGAUCCAGGACAGCGAACUGGAACUGACCAAACAGAGCAUAGCCAAGUACAAGACCAUGUUGGAUGCCAAGAAGAAAAAGGGAAUUGUAAAACUGGGCGGAGGCGGCACAAAUGAAGACACCAUACUGAGUCCACGACAAGUUAAAACCAUUCUGGAGAGCGGCAUUGAUCUGCCGCAGAAAACCGAGAGCUUAAGCGACCUCAAAUCCUUGUGUUUGGCUUUGCUAGACAAUCUGAACGAUAAGAAUUUGGCCCUAACUCACCAGAAGAAGACCAACAAAAUACUGGCUGGCAAAAUGACGGAGCUGGAACAGCGGUGGCAGCAGCUCCUCUCUGGAAACGAGGAUAACUCGGAGGGCCAGGAGGAGGACGAGGAGUACGGCUAUGCUCCCUCGCAGCUGCUCCUCAAUGGCUACUGCGCCGCAAUGGUUGAUGAUGCCGACAUCAGCAGCACUCCGUCCAUUGCCCCCGACAACGAAGACGCGGCAAUUACGCCGGAUCCUGGGGAUACCAGGAAGCACAAGUCGGCGGAGGUCCUGCACUCGGACGAUGGAAUGUCCUCGCUGUCGACCGAGUCCGUGGACUCCUCGGUUUACGGGGUGGAUGUGCAGCCUUCCGAAGACUUCCACAAGUCUUCGUCGGCCACCACAGAUUCCGGAAAUUGCGGUCUGAGCAGCCGGUGUACCGGCACACCUCGAAUAUCCAGUUCCGUGGCUCGCGAGCGGAUGGAGGAUCUAAAGGACUUGCCUCCCCACCUGGCCACGCUGGUGCAGAAGGCUCUCCACGAACUGGACAUGCGGGACUACGAGGCUAUGGUCACGAUACGGGCCGAAAAUCUAUCUGCUAUUCCUUAAAUACAAAACUAGUUCAAUUGGGAAGUCCCGCAAAGAUGGAAGCAUAUCGCAGUGUUGACAGAGGAUAUAAUAUAUGUAUAUUACCGCAACAGCGUACAAUAAAACAGAUUAUAAAACAGGAAA
Molecule: messenger RNA, 1824 nt
Organism: Drosophila takahashii
Lineage: Eukaryota; Metazoa; Arthropoda; Insecta; Diptera; Drosophilidae
Product: coiled-coil domain-containing protein 149
Source: RefSeq, a predicted model, not a curated record